Chlamydomonas reinhardtii is the source of this 9455-nucleotide messenger RNA. RefSeq lists its product as uncharacterized. Gene Ontology annotation, biological process: protein phosphorylation. The transcript has 16 exons. The record is from RefSeq and is a predicted model, not a curated record. Gene Ontology annotation, molecular function: ATP binding; protein kinase activity. NCBI's taxonomy places the organism in Eukaryota, Viridiplantae, Chlorophyta, Chlorophyceae, Chlamydomonadales, Chlamydomonadaceae. Bases 403 to 9114 code for a protein of 2903 amino acids.
GCUUCCAUUUUGCAGCAGCUCUUGACGAGGUUCUGACUCCCUGAGCUUCUAUCACAUUGAAUACAUACAGUACAUACUUUGCGUGUACAUGCAUAUUUGACGGGCGUACCGUCCCCGUGAAGCCGAAACCGAAGAAGGAGCCCUUCCUGCUAUAUUGACGCUCAACACUUGAAAAAGAGGCCGUUCUUCUUCAAGGCAUUCUUGAGUCUACGUGGACUUCACGGCGCGGCACAGUCUCGGCAGUCAGCCCUGAGGGCAACAUGCAGCCCGCCUAAAGCCCGCCUGGGUUGGUGAUGGCGGGCAGCCAGGUCCACCCGGACAGGAACUGCCGGGGCCUAAGCCGGGCACAGCGUAGCGGCAACUGCCGGCGCAGCCGGUGAGCGGAGCUGAGGAGGAGCACCCAUGGCCGACAGACCCGAGCGCCCCAGCUCGGCGCCGGAAGCACGCCGCCCAGCCUCAGCCCAAGCUCUGGGCUCUGCGGCAGCCGCGGGGCUGAUCGUAGCGCCGGGUGUGCAGCCCUCCACGCUUCGGCCGGGCGCCGGCGCGGGCGGCGCGGGGCAUGGCGGCUCCAUUCUGGCCGCGGUCGUCAGAGGCGACGGCAGCUCCGGCGCGGCUCACGGUGUGGGUAGCAGCGCCGGCGGCUUCAGUGCGGGCCACGGCGGCGGCAGGAUUGUGUUGGGUCGCACAACAGGCCUGGCCAGCCGCGCAAGCGCCAGCCGUGGCAGCCAGCUGGGCGGCGGCAGCGGUGGCGGCGGCGGUGGCGGCGGUGGCGGCAUUGCCGCAGGCGUCGGUGCCGGCGGCGGCCUGACGGCGUCGGUUGCGGCGCCCUCGCCGUCGGGCGCAGGCUCCCACGGCCAUGCGCACCAGAGCUCCACGCAAGCCCCGGGGCCGGGCGCUGGGCUCGGUGGUGCAGGGCUGGGGCUGGGGCUGGGGCCGGGGCUUGCGGCGGAGUCGUCUGGUGGUGCCUGGGGACUGUGCGCCGUAGGCAUGUCGGUCCGUGGCUCCGCACUCAGCCUCGCCUCGCCAGCCGCCGCCGGGGGCAACGCCCCUCCCGACGGCCUCGGCGUCUACCUGUCAGGUGUGGGAGGGCCGGAGGCGGGCGGCGAGACAGCCCGCCGGCGCAAGCCGUCACUGCCGCCGGAGGCGCGCGCGGCCGCGGCCGCCGCGCACAAGCCGUCCACGGCGCCGGCGGGGCCGUCGUCCGGGGCCCCGGGCGCGGGGCGGCCGGCGCGCAAGUCUUCCAUGGACGGCGGCGGCGGGUCCGGCGGGUCUGGCGGGGCGGGAGUCAGCGGCAGUACGGCUGCCGCGGCGCGGGUGUACGGUUUGGAGGCGGCGCCGCGCCGGGCCAGCGUGGGCACUACCGGGGCUGGUGGCGGCGGCGGCGGCGGGGUCGGGGGUGGAGGCGCGGCGGGGGCCCGUCCAUCCAGUGCGGUGAAGCGGCAAGCGGCAGCGGGGUCAGCCGGCGCCGGUGCCGCUCCCGCGCCCGGCAAGGCGGUGGGUGCGGGCGCUGGCAAGGCGACCGCCGGCGCUGCGGCUGGCGCCGCAGCCGCGGCUGACGCCGGCGCUGCCAAGCCGAAGAAGACAAAGAAGACCGCGCAGGCGGCAACGGGCACGGAGGCCGGCGCGGGCCGCGCUCAAGGUGAGAUGAAGGCUCCAAAGGCAUCGGCGGCUGGGGCUGGAGCUGUGCCGGCCAAAGCAGCUGGAGCUAAAGGCACUGGCAAAGGCUCGAAGGGGUCUAAGGCUGCUGCUGGCGGCGCUGGUGGCAAGGCGGUGGCAUCCUCACGUGGCGGUAGUGCCAAGGGCUCGGCGGGCUUUGUGGGACCCGACGGCGGCGCGGCGGCUGCAGCGGCGGCCGGCGGCGAUGUGGGUCUGGCGCUCAGCGUCAUUCCAGAGGAGGGCGGCUCCGGCGCCGCCUCCGCCUCCGCCACUGGCGUCAUGGGGUCCUUCAGCCUAGCCGCCGGCGGCGGCGCCGGCGGCGGCAGCAUGCCACCCACGCCUUCCGCCGCAGCCGUUGCCGCGGCCGCGGCAGCGGCCGCCGCAGGUGGCGGCGGCGCCGCCGCUGCCGUGCGCGCCAGCGCCGCCUCCGCUGGCGGCGGUGGCAAGAAGCCGUCUCGUCCUGUGCCUCGGGAGCUUGACGCGGCGCAGUUCGAGCUGGGUCGGGUGCUGGGCAGCGGCUCCUUCGCCACGGUGUACCUGGCGCGGCAGUUGGACGCGGGCGGGGCCAAGGUGGUGGUGAAGAGGCUGGACCGCAGGCCCGCGACCGCCACACUGGGGCACAACCCCAUGGCGCCCAGCAGCGAGGUGGACAACGAGGUGGCGGUGAUGACGCGCGCCGGCUUCCACCCCAACCUGGUGGAGUUCCGGGGCUGGUACCGCGACCCGCGGGACGGCGUCAUGUGCCUGGUCAUGGGCUUCUGCAGCGGCGGCACACUGGCGCAGCUGAUCAAGAACCCUCCCGCGGUGGAGGGCGGCGCAGCUGGCGGCGCCGGGCCUGGGCGCAACCCCUACAACGCCGGCGGCGGCCCCAUCGCCGACCCCAACGCCUUCACCACCUUUGGCAGCCCCAUGCCUGCUGGCGGCGGCGGCGGCGGUGGCGGCGGCGGCGGUGGCGCAAUGGGCGAUGGCGGGACCAUCGUCGGCGGCGCGGGUGGCGGCGGCGUGGCGGCGGCGCGCACUCCGUUUUACUUUCCUGAGGAGCUGGUGAUGUUUUGGUUUGUGCAGCUGCUGAUGGCGCUGCACCACUUGCACGGCCGCAAGAUCAUGCACCGGGACCUGAAGCCCGACAACAUCUUCCUGGCGGCGGCGCGCCGGGUGAUCAAGCUGGGCGACCUGGGGGUGGCCAAACACAUGAGCGGCACCUUCGAGCUGGCCAUCACAUGCCUGGGCACUCCCUACUACAUGAGUCCGGAGGUGCUGGCCAGUCGGCCGUACACGUACGCCUCAGACAUAUGGUCGCUGGGCUGUGUGCUGUACGAGAUGGCGGCGCGGCGGACGGCGUUCGAGGCGUUCGGGCUGCCGCAGCUCAUGUUCAAGAUCAUCCGUGUGGCCUACGACCCGCUGCCGCCCGCCUACAGCCGCCCCUUCCAGCAGCUGGUCAACGGCAUGCUGCGGGCCGACCCCGAUGACCGACCCACCACCGGGGACCUGCUGGCCCAGCCCUACGUGCGCCGCCACCUGGCCCGACUGCUCACACUGGGGGCGCCGGCGGGGGCGCCCGCGCUGCAAGGCCCAUCUCCGUCAAUGCCGCCCAUGGUCAAACCCAGCGCCGCCAGGUCCGCAGUCAAACGCCUGGAGAAGGCCGCCGCCGCCGCCGAAGGCGCCGCCGCAGCCGGCGGCGGAGCCGCCGGCACCGGCGCGCGGCGGCGCCGCCGCCCCGCCGCCGCCGCGGCGGAGGGCGGAGCCGCCGGCGGCGGAGAGGACGCGGAGGUGGCCUCUGGCCUCAUGUCUAUGAUGGCGGGCGCCCGUGGAAAGAACGUGCACCAAUGGGACAGCGGAGCCAAGUUCGAUGUGCGGCGGCAGCAGCAGGCGGAGAUGCGGUUCCGGGCGCGGGAGUUCGAGCAGCGCAUCACGAGGGAGCAGGUGCGGCAGCAGCGGCGCGAGCGCGACCCGGCUGUGCGCGCGCGGGAGGCGGAGCUGGAGCUGCUGCGGCAGGAGCUGCUGGCGAGGCGGGAGCGCAAGGCGGCGCAGGUGUACGAGCAGCGCAUCCUGGCAGACAAGCUCGGCGACGACGAGGCGCUGCCCGGCGGCGGCGGCGGCGGCGCGGAGCCGGGCGAGCUGCUGGCGGCGGCCGCCUUUCGCACGCGGCCCAAGCUGGCGCGCACCUCGCAGCUGGCGCCGGACCUGGCAGGUGUGGACGACUACCGGGCGGCGCUGGGCCCGCACGCCGACGACGCCGACAUGUGCGCGCUGGCCGCCCGCCGCAUGCUGGGAGGCGACAGCGGCGACCUGGAGGAAGAGGAGGGCGUGGAGGAGGAGGACGAGGAGGCAGAGGAGGGUGGCAACAGGCUGGGUGCCGCCACCGUGGCAGCGGCGGCCCGAGUGCGGCAUGCCGUUGCGGACGGGGAGGAGGGCGAGGCUGAGCCUGACACUGCCGGCCGUCGCCACCAACGCCACCAGCACCAGCGCGCCCAGCAGGGCCACGCCUCGGCGGCGGCAGCGGCCUCCCAGAUCGCCGGCGGCGCCCGCCAGCGCUACGGCGCGGCGCCAGGCGGCGGCGGCGCCGCCGCCGCCGCCGCCGCAGCUGCUGCGGCCGCUGCCGUACAUUCGGAUGAUCUGUACGACGGCGAGGAGGAGGAUGAGGGCGAGCUGUACGACGUGGAUGUCGAUGAGGAUGCGGAGUACGACGAGUACGACGACGAUGACGACGCCUUUGAGUACGACGAUGAUGGGGAGGGGGAGGAGGGCGAGGAGGUGGAGGAUGGGGAGGAGGAGGGAGGCACGGUAGCGCAGGCGCGGCGCGUGGCAGCUGUCACCGCUGCUGUGGAGGAGGAGCUGGUGGACGGGGAGGACGCCGAGGAGGCUGCGCUGCUGGAGGACAUGCGGCGGGAGCUGCUGGAGCAGGCGCUGGCGGACGGCGCCGCGGAGGAGGAGCGGCAGCGCGAGCUGCUGGGCGGCUCGUCGGAAUGGCAGGCGGCCGUGGCCUCGCUCGGCGACGCGCCAGCCACCGGUCGCCGACGUGGUGGCGGCGCCGCCGCCGCCAUUGCUUCGAAGGCCGGCACUCGCUCCUCCGUCGCCAGGCGGAGUGACCCGGCGGCGUCCGCCAGGGUCCGGCAACAGCAGCAGCGGCGGCGGCAGGGAAUUGAGGCCGCAGCGGGCCCAGGCCAGGGCCCGGGUGAAGAGGAGGAAGAUGAUGAGGAGGAGGAGGAGGAGGAAGAGGAGGACGUGGAGCGCUUUGACGGUUUGGCCACUGCCGAUGCCGUCAGCGCCACCUCGCUGAGGGCGUCCCGGCUGGGCGGCGCGGGCGGGGCUGCAGCAGCUCAUCACCACGGGCAGGAGCAGCAGCAGCAGGACGAGGAGCUGGGGGAGGAGCUGGAGGAGCGGCAGGGGACGCAGCGGCGGCGUGGUGGCGCGGCCAAGAGCGGCAGCAGGGGCCGGCGGGAGGUGUCUGCCGCGCCGGAUGCGGCGGCGGGUGCGGCGGCGGCGGCUCUGGAAGCGCAGGGCUCAUUUGCGGAGGACAUGGCGCUCAGCUCCGUCCCGGAUGACGACCACGAUGACGAGGAGGAUGAGGACGAUGAAGAUGAGGACGAGGAAGACGAGGAAGAUGAAGGCGAAGGCGAGGAUGGUGAUGAAGAGGAUGACCAAGGAGACGAGGAGGAUGAGGAGGAUGACAGUGAAGACGAAGGCGAGGAGGACGAAGACGAAGACGGCGGCGAGGACGAGGACGACAGCGGUGACGGCGAGGAUGAGGACGACGAGUCGGUCGGCCUGGAGAGCCAGGAGCCCUCCGGCAUCUACGACGACGAUGCCGCCAGUGACGGCGGCGCCGCCGACGGCCCUGGCAGCGCCGCCCACGACCACGACGGCGAGGAGGAACCCCAGCGCGCCACUCGCUCCCGCCUUGGCCGCCCGCACCAGCGGCACCCCGCACACGCCCGCGCCACCGCUCUUAGCCAUCCGCACCCGCACCCGCACCGCGAGCAGCCCUGCGGCACGGCCUCGCCGCAGCGGGAGCCGCAGCUUGAGGAGGACGAGCUAGCACCCCAGACCGGGGCCGGGCUGGAGCGAGGGCCGGAUUGUGCGUCAGCGCUGGAGAUGGCGUCGUUGGCGGCUGUGUCGGGUCGGCGGCGGCAGGAGGUCCAUGCGGCGGCGGCGGCGGCGGUGGCGGCGGCGGCGGCGGCGGCGGCGGCGGCGGCGGCCCCCUCGCGGCUGGACCCUCAGGAGCUGGAGCGCAGCUUCAAGGACCUGGAGCAGCAGCUGACGGCGGUGUGGCAGUCACGCCACGUCAGCGCCAGUGCCAGCGUCAGUGCCAGUGAACACGCCAGCGUACGCGCCAGCGUGCGUGACAGCGUGCGUGACAGCGUGCGUGACGGCGUGCGUGACAGCGUGCGUGACAGCGUGCGCGACGGCUUCAAGGCCGACGGCGAUGCGGGCGGUGCGGAGCAGCGGCAAAGCCAGGGUAGCGGUGGCAGCGGCGGCGGGAGCGGCGCCAGUGGCGGCGGUGGCACGGGGCCGCGAACGCGGGCUGAGCAGGAUGACGGCGGCGACCUGGGUGAUGGCGGCGGCGCCGCCGCGGUUGUUGGGCUGCUGGAGCGCAGCGGCGGCGGCGAUAGGCUCGGUUGUGCCGGAAGCGGGCGCGACGGGCGGGCAGCGGCGGCCGGGGCGGGGCUGCUAGCGGCCGGUCCGGAGCCGGAGCCGGAGCCUGACCCGCAGGUGACGGGGGCAAUGAAGGAGCUGCUGGGGAAGCUGUGGACUCUGACAGUGGAGGAGAAGGCGGCGGGGGCCGGCAAAGCCGCCGGCGGCAAGAGCCUGGGCGGCGGCGGUGGCGGAGCGGCAGGGCUGCGGCGCAGCGGCGGUGCCGACGGAGGCGGGAACGGCGGUGGGGCCGCGCCUGCGCGGCGGUCUGUGGUGGGCAGGGCUGGCGCGCCUGCUUCGGUCCACCGGGCGCCGCCGCUGGCGCAGCAGGCGCAGGGUGGCCGGCAGCAGCACCGGCACGCCAGGCCAGCGGCGGCGGCGGAGCCAAGUGCUGGGGUCAGCAGCACCCGCGCCAGCUUAACGGCCUGGGCGGAGCCCGGCGCACCAGCCGCCGCCUCUGCCGCCGCCUCUGCACCUGCACCUGCAGAGCUAGCCGCAGCCGCGGACUCGCCUGUCCUCAACGGCCGGGCAAGGGCGGACGGCGGCGCCCGCGGCGCCCGUGUGGCUUCGGCGGGCAGCACCGCGCUGGGCUCCUCCGCCCGCGGCUCCACCGCACGCAGCCUCAGCUUCGGCUCCGCCGUCGACGGCGGCAUGUCGGCGGCUAGCACGUUGCGCGCGGCGGUGGCGGCGGCCGCAACCACUGACAGCGGCGAGGGACCAGAACGAACGGGACCAGACCAGGACCUUGGCGGCGGCGGCGGCGGCGCCCGUGACGCCGCGGGCGAGAGCCCGGUGCGCUUCAGCUCAGGGCCGCACCCGCACCCGCACCCGCUGCUGGCGCCACAGCGGCCGUCGAGCUCGCCACAGCCCCACCAGCAGCCCCACCAGCAGCCCCACCAGCAGCCCCACCAGCAGCACACACAGCAGCAGCAGCCGCCGCAGCUCUCGCGCCCGCCGCUGCGCGACGGGCCGCUGCCGCCGCCGCGCGUGCCGCGCGCCAGCGGAGGCAGUGACCUCGGCAAUCCCUACUCGCCGCCGCCGUCGCCGCCCGCGUUGCUGCCGCCCGUGGGCCCUCGCGCCAGCCCCGACCCCAACCGCCGCCGCCAGCACGCGGCGGCGGGGCUGCUGCCGCCCUCCGCGCCGCCGCAGCUGUACCCGCAGCACCUGCCUGAGGUGCGGCCGCCGCCGGACUGGGCGCACCACAGCAGCAGCGGGGCCGCCGGCGGCGGCGCCAGCGCCGGCGGUGGUGACGAUUGCGCCGGCGGCGGCGUGGAUGGGCUGUUUGACAGCCUCAUGUCAGGGGACAGCUUCAACGCCGGGGCCAGCAGCGGCAUCCGGCCCGCGACGCGGGAACUUGCGCCGCUGCGGACGCCGCGGCGCAGCAGCGGCCUCAACCCACAGCUUGCGCCGCCCGGCCCAGACGGGCCCCUGCAGCCGUCCUACUCCACUGACGGCGGCGUUCUGUCGCCGCCGCCGCUGCCGCCCGGCGGCGCGGCGACCAUGUUCAGCCAGGCGCUAGGCGGUGGCGGCGGCGGCAGCCCGGGCCGCGGCGGCGCCAUGCUGCUUUCUGGACCCGGCGGCGGCGGCGGCGGCAGCUCGGGUGCGCUGGGGCCGCGGUUGAGCGGCGCGGCGGGGCCGCUGGCGCCGCUGCGGACGGACUCCUGGCCCCGCGCCUCGGUCCACACCUCCAUAUCCCUCCUGGCGGCUGGCGGCGGUGCAGGCGGCGGCGGUGGUGGGACAGGCUCGGGCUAUGCCACGCCGCCGUCGCCGUCGCGGCCACACUCCUCGGGCGCGGCGGGCGGGGAGGGGCCGCCACCGCCGUCGUCGUCGUCACUGCGGCCACUGAACCACGCCGCCCAUCAUGGCCACGACUUACACGCAGAUCAUGGCGAGCGGGCUACGCAGCACACCGGAGGCAGCGGAACAGGGACAGGGGCUGGGGCCGGUGCAGGGCCGCGGGCGCUGCCGCGCUCGACCUCACGGCGGGGAUCGCAGGGCGCGCUACUGGACGUCAACAGCGCCGCCGUUGGAGCAGACGGCGCUGGUGGGGGCGGCGGAUUGGAAGGAGGCGCAGGCGGAGGAGGAGGCGGGGGAAGCGGGUGGGCGGGGAUACCGCCGCCCAGCGCCACACGCACCGUCAGCGGCACAGGCCUGCUGCCAGCCCUGCAUGGCACCGCUGGAGGCGCCGCGGCGGGGGCCGGGGGCGGCGCAAGGGCAUACGACUCGUACGAGGGCGCGGCGUCACCUGCCAGGUCAGCGUCGCCCGCGCCGCUGUGGAGCGAGGAGGAGGCAGAGGAGGAGGAAGCGGUUGUUUCAGGGCACGCCGACGCCAGCGGCGGCGGCGAAAGGCGCGCCGGGCAGGUUGCCGGCGGCGGCAGCAGCCGGCGUAGCUUGGUGCCGAGGUCACCGCCGGCUGGCGUGAUGGAGUCCGAGUUUGCACCAUCUACACAAGGCAGUGGUGUGGCGGGAGUCGCAGGAGCGGGAGUUGGAGCAGCAGGUCUGCUUCCUCCGCUGCCAACAGGCCCCUCGGGGCCGCCUUCGGCAGAGGCAAGUGGUGCAGGCGGCGGUGGUGGACCGGCUGGGGCUUCUGCGGCUAUCGGCUCGGGCGCGGGCGUUGCUGGCGGCACACGGCCUGUGGUGUCGCCCCUUGCGGUGGGCGGCGUGGCGCCGCCGGCGGCGACACGGGAGGGGCUGGCGGCGGCGGGCGUGGCGGCGGGCGUGGAGUUGGGCGGGCUGAUGGCGGACAUUCGGAGGUGGAAGGUGGACAGGAACCGGCACAGGGCAGGGCCGGCGGGUGCAGCAGCUUCGGCUGGUGCGAAAUAGGAUGGCUACGUAGAUGUGAGACCGCCGGCCGCGGUGUGAACUGGGGGCAGCAAUGUUGUGUGCGGGAUUGUGCGGUAUUUGCCUUUCCCAAGAGCACAAGAACUCUCGAAGGGUCCUAUGAUAAGACUGACAGUACUCUCACAAGAAUUAGGUUGAUGCCAGGCAGUCUAGCCAGUAGUAGGGGAUCGGUCAGUCAGCCCGCAAGCUAGGCACGGGGCUUGCGCCACUGCGCUAGAGCUUGAGAGCCAUGUCGGGAUUAUCGAUAGUCCGGUCGGUGCCAGCACUCGAUUACACAGCAGUCAUAUGCUGCUGUGGUAUGCAACAUGUAAAGCUAUACUAUC